AUGGCGUUUUGCCUCAUGGUCACUGUCUUUGGCCAUCAUCAUAUGGGGUGUGCCUCGCUUGUGAGAGAGGCUGGCAUGGCGACAGUUGCAGCUACAAAUGUUCCGGCUUCUGCGACGUCGGCGGCUGUGACGGGGACACAGGGAGAUGUAUACAGUGUGGGGGCUGGGUACCAUGCCACCACGUGUACAGAGACAUGUCCUCCGAACUGUAGACACAGUCAUGGUGAUAAGCCCUACUGUGAUCGGGAGACAGGAAACUGUCUGGAAAACUGUCAAGGCGGCUGGUGGGGAACGAGGUGUGACAACAAGUGCAGUGAUAGGUGUGAAGACAACUCAUGCUACGGCUGGGACGGCUCGUGUUCUAGAGGCUGCAGGAAAGGUUGGGUCGGUGACAGUUGUGACACCAGGUGUCCAGGGGGAUGUCAAGGUGACACAUGUGAACAGUACGGGAGCCAUACGUGUACCCGAGGUUGUAAACACGGUCUUCACGGACAUCACUGCAAUAAGCAGUGUAACAGACACUGUAGAGACCAGGACUGUUUCUAUGACCACAGUAUGAAGUCUACAGUCUGCAGACAGGGCUGUGUGGAUGGCUGGAUGUCACUCGACUGUAAGCUGAAGUGUCCUGGUAACUGUGAGGCAUGUUCUCAAGAGACUGGGGAAUGUUCCAGAUGCAAGCAAGGCUACUGA
This is a messenger RNA of Haliotis rufescens (red abalone), 690 nucleotides long. RefSeq names its product scavenger receptor class F member 2-like. Gene Ontology annotation, molecular function: scavenger receptor activity. Bases 1 to 690 code for a protein of 229 amino acids. The transcript has a single exon. Lineage: Eukaryota; Metazoa; Mollusca; Gastropoda; Lepetellida; Haliotidae. The record is from RefSeq and is a predicted model, not a curated record.